Engraulis encrasicolus (European anchovy) is the source of this 1216-nucleotide messenger RNA. Its product is annotated as major histocompatibility complex class I-related gene protein-like. Gene Ontology annotation, cellular component: external side of plasma membrane. Lineage: Eukaryota; Metazoa; Chordata; Actinopteri; Clupeiformes; Engraulidae. Gene Ontology annotation, biological process: immune response. Bases 1 to 753 code for a protein of 250 amino acids. The transcript is spliced from 5 exons. The record is from RefSeq and is a predicted model, not a curated record.
AUGUCUGCAGGGGUUCACGUUCAACAGAGGUUGGUAGGGUGUGAGCUUUUGAACAACCAACCUGGACACAUGAUAACCAUGGAGGCCUUCAAUGGCCAUGCAGGCUUUGAGAGACACUAUAACGGCCAGCAGGACAUGCAUGAGGCAGAGUGGAAAUGGCCCGUAAUGAAAACUCAGCCCGAGCUUGCCUAUGACAAAGUGCUGUACGCUAACUUCUUACAGCCGCUGUGUGUUCAGCACCUGAGGAAAUACUUGGCGAAGAUGAAGGAUCGGGUUAUGGGAAAAGUGAAGCCUAGAGUCAGGUUCCUCCAGAAGAGACUCCCAGACGCUGGAGGGGUCAGAGUGACCUGCCUGGCCACUGGUUUCUACCCCCGUCACAUCAACCUGACCCUGCUCAGAGAUGGCCAGCCUAUGCCUGACCACCAGAUCCCUGGGGGAGAGCUGCUACCUAAUGGAGAUGAGACGUACCAGAUGAGGAAGGUCAGCACAGAGGAGCUACAGCAGCAUCACUACACCUGCACAGCUCAACACCUCAGCAUGGACAACAAACUGGAUAUUGAUUUAGAGUGUGAGCGAGACUCAAUAACAACCCCCAUAGUGUCUGCUACAGUGGUGACUGUGGUUGUCUGCCUGGUUGGAGCCUUUGUCUAUUUCAUAUGUAGGAGGAAGCACAAAGGCCAGGGAUCCCAGUCUUCUCUGCAGAGUAACUACACAGCUGCCUCAACAGGAGAGACCAUAACCUCAACUCCAUGACCUCAGACACAAAAACAAUUUACAAAUGGAAAAGGUUUUCUGAGUGCUCUUGUUCUCCAACUUUGUAAACUCCAAACUGUAGGUGCUCUUGAAGUAGGAAGACUAAAGUCCUUUCAUUUGGAGUGUGGUGGGCCGACUUCAGGCAACUCCACAAGUCGACAAUGAUUGGCGUUAUUAUGAAAACCCUUUAUUAAAUCUUGAGCAUUGUAACAGAGGUAAAACCGGCAACCGGUUUCAACCCUUACUGAGUCUUCAUCAGGGCAUAAGGUUUUAAUAAAGGGUUUUAAUAAAAGAUUUAAUUAAGGGUUUUUUUUAUAAUAAGGACAAUCUUUAUUGACCUGUGGAGUUGCCUGAAGUCAGCCCUAGUGCCACCACCCACAAAAUCAAUUUACUUGUACCAAGCACUUUUAUAAUUUUGAUGUAUGUAGUGUUUACUUUUAGUAAAUAUAGAAACUAGAGUAAA